Molecule: messenger RNA, 1442 nt
Organism: Truncatella angustata
Lineage: Eukaryota; Fungi; Ascomycota; Sordariomycetes; Amphisphaeriales; Sporocadaceae
Exons: 4
Coding region: 111-1388 (425 amino acids)
Source: RefSeq, a predicted model, not a curated record
AACCCAUCAAACAUCCAUCAAUCAAUCCGAUGCACAAGCCAUGUGAACCCCAUUGAAAAAAAAAAUCCAUCGCACAUAUAUUUCACUGUGCGAGUAUAUGAUAGUUAGAAAUGCAGAGCCGUCCAUCAAAAGUUAGGAAGAGCUUUGGCAGGCCAAGGCUAGACGGUCCUGGUGCGGCUACUUUAUCCGAGGAUCGUCGGCAGCAGAUUCGACGGGCCCAGAGAACUUAUAGGCGCAGGAGAGAGGAGACGCUACAAAGCAGCAUUUCACGAAGUCUGGAGUGGGAAGAGCAUGUCCAGAUAAUCACGCGGUCACUCCUCGAAUUUUAUGACGCUGCUUACACUUCCAAGCUCCACGAAACUCAUCCAGCGCUUUUUGCACAUCUUACAAAAUUGCGGAAGAUAUUGCAGUCGGGAUGUGAUCCAAGCAGGCAUCAGGGCGGUUCCGUUGGUACGGUAGCUACUGCGAAAGGUAUACGGGCCGCCUCUACAGAAAUUUCGACUGGCUGGGAAGCAAAAAGCAAGAAACCGAUGGCCAUUACAGCUCUUGGCUAUCAAAUCACGGAGCCAGCCAGCCGUAGUGUCUUAAACAGCGCCGAAAAUAGAUCCCCUAACCUCGGAAUACUGCCAAAAUCGCAAGGGUUUCAGUCACUAGUUUCAACAAAACUGGCAAUGGGUCGUAACGUCGCAAGCACUAUUCAACCUAGUUACAGCUUCCAAGAGACAUCCUUUACUCGAAGACUACAUCGAUAUAGCUUGGAGUAUGCAUUUCGGCUAUUUUGCGAUCCGCGCUCGGAUCCUGGCACAGUUUACCGGACAUUCAGACUAGUGCCAUGCGUACAAGACAAGGCGAAGAUGUACCCAUACUUCAAAAAGCUCGUGAGCUCUGAAAGGGACGAACCUUUGGAGAUAGCCGCCCUGCCGUUCUAUUGCAUAGGAGGUGCUGGCAGGCAUUAUCCGCUCAGCGACGAACACGGAAAUCCCAAAUACCCGUUGAACUCACGGCUCCCUAGACGGCUUAUUGGAUUACCAAAUAUAUCGCUUUAUGGCAGUGAAGCCGAGUUGGAAUCAAAUCGCCAUAGGAUGCUUGAAACACUCUGUCUUGAGGGCGACUGGCUCGAUUGUAGAGACGUGGAAGGAUACCUACGAUCUAAGGGAGCGAUUACGCACAAAUCUUACGAGCAGCCCGAUAAACACAUGGAAAUACACGGAUCUGCGACGACAUAUUCAACUCACAACAGGGUUGAUUAUGCAGUAGAUAUAGACCUUUUUUUGGAAGGCCUAAUUCCUGGGUUUGCUCUUCUGGGCCGGGCUCCAGGCUUUAGACGGUGCAUUGUGGAGGAUGCUUACCAUCGAUCGUUGCAAAAUCAUGUAUAUCCACUGCCUUAGUAUUUGAAAUGAAUUACUUCUCCUUGGCUAUAAAUGAUUCAAGCUAUUUCAUCA